Messenger RNA from Phytophthora nicotianae INRA-310, 489 nucleotides. RefSeq lists its product as hypothetical. NCBI's taxonomy places the organism in Eukaryota, Oomycota, Peronosporomycetes, Peronosporales, Peronosporaceae. Gene Ontology annotation, biological process: proteolysis. The record is from RefSeq and is a predicted model, not a curated record. Gene Ontology annotation, molecular function: cysteine-type peptidase activity. The transcript has a single exon. The coding region runs from base 1 to 489 and encodes 162 amino acids.
AUGGUGACUUUGAAUUUCUCUAACUUCCACUGGUGCUGUGUCGUCAUCAAAGUGAAGGAGAAGCGGAUCUAUUUCUACGACCCUCUAAAUCAAGGUCCGUACAUGAACGCAGCGGUUGAUGUCGCUACAAAUCUCAAGAUCUCUGGAUUACAGGACUACGACGUGAUCCCCCAAAACAACCCGCUCCAGUUCGAUGGCUACAGCUAUGGAGUGUAUGUGUGCUGGAUGUUCAUCCACAAGGUCGUCCCAGGGAGCCCGGUGGACACGAGCGACAAGUCGCUUACGAGACGCCGCUUCAACCUAUUCUUCUACCUAUUGACUAGUCGUCUAUUACCAUUCGAGGGGCCCCUGCAGCAGACUCAACUCACGCAGGCGACGAGGAGGAAAACCCGCCGGCCCCGAGCAGCGACGAGGAGGUUCCAUCGACGCAGAUCGCGCAUUAAAUCUAUUAGUAAAGCUGCAGCGUAUGCCUUGGCGAGUUUAAUAUGA